Messenger RNA from Calypte anna (Anna's hummingbird), 2928 nucleotides. RefSeq names its product beta-1,3-galactosyl-O-glycosyl-glycoprotein beta-1,6-N-acetylglucosaminyltransferase 7. Gene Ontology annotation, molecular function: acetylglucosaminyltransferase activity. Lineage: Eukaryota; Metazoa; Chordata; Aves; Apodiformes; Trochilidae. Gene Ontology annotation, cellular component: membrane. The transcript has 6 exons. Bases 669 to 1967 code for a protein of 432 amino acids. The record is from RefSeq and is a predicted model, not a curated record.
AGUGCAGAGGUUAAAGCCUCAGAGGUACAGCAAUACUAUUUAUAAUCUCCAGCAAUGUACUGACAGAUUUCAAAGUCUGAUUUCAGCCCUUUAAAGGCCAUCUCAAAAAAAAAGGGUAGCCCUAGAAAUGAGGAGAAGCUGACGUUUUCUCUCGUUACUGUGAAGCAGAGGACAUUGCUGAAGCUAAAGAGCAUUACUGCAGAAUAAAUAUGUUAAGCAAUGCGGGAAACCAGAUGAAGCCUUAAAUGAAAACAUUCAUGUUAAUGUUUAACCCCUUUCACUUAGGGGAGCUCUCUGCCCCUGCGACAGAAUGAAGAAUGCUGUCUGAAUUCUGCUGAAGGACAAUGGGACUCUCAAUUUAUUUUUAUUAUGCUGCCGUCUCCUGGCUAAUUUUGUACAAGAGGGAAGAGCGCUGCUGACAGAACAGAGAAGCAAAAUGGAUGAACGCUCCACCUAACACACAACUCCACUUUCUGGAAUGCUGAGCAGAACAGAGGCAUUCUUCCAGCAUGAAAUCCAGUGCAUACCAGCAGACUGUUUCAUGGCUCUGCAAGUACCAUUUCCAUGGCUGAGUACAUUGCAGCAUGAUCAUGGGCACACACAGUCCCUCCUGAUAGUCUGAAGCUUUAUCACACUACAAUGAGAAGACAGUGUCUGGAAAAUAAAAGAUGAACCCGCUUGAUGCAACAAAAUCAGGAUUUUUAGUGUGCAUUGCUGUCUGCAUGUUCAUCUACACUUUCAUCUACCUAAAAGAUACACUUUCUGAAGAGCCAAAUGCACAAAAAUUUAAUGCAAAUAUAGCAGAGUGUGGGUUUUACCCAGAUGAACUUUGUUCAGCUCUUUUUGUGGGGAAAAAUGCUGCCUUUAAAAUUGGAAGCUUCUGUCAGAAUAUCCACCAACCUAAAACACUCAGCUGCAUUCAGACUUCAUGCAACUGCUCCAUGCUUUUGAAGACCUUGCAUUUUAUUACAAAACCACUGUCAGAUGAAGAAGGAAAUUUCUCAUUGGCAUACAUUAUCACAAUUCACAAGGAGCUGGAAAUGUUUGUAAAGCUCCUAAGAGCUAUAUAUAUGCCUCAGAAUAUUUACUGCAUACAUGUGGAUGAAAAGUCACCAAAAGAUUAUAAGGCUGCUGUACAAAACAUUGUCAAUUGCUUUGAAAAUAUUUUCAUUUCCUCAAAAAGAGAAAAUGUUGUUUAUGCAGGAUUUUCAAGAUUACAAGCUGAUAUUAAUUGCAUGAGAGAUCUAGUUAAUUCCAAAAUUCAGUGGAAUUACGUUAUUAAUUUAUGUGGUCAAGAUUAUCCCAUUAAAACAAACAGAGACAUUAUAAGAUACAUCAAAAGUAAAUGGAAUGGUAAAAAUAUGACCCCUGGGAUAGUCCAGCCACUUCACAUGAAACACAGAACACAGGUUAGUUACAGAGAAUAUGUACGUUCUGGAGUGUCGUAUGUGUAUCCAACCAAGAAUAUAAAAGCUAAACCUCCACAUAAUUUGACAAUAUAUUUUGGUAGUGCCUAUUACAUACUCACUAAAGAAUUUGUAGAGUUUACAUUGACUGAUGCACGUGCAAAAGAUUUACUUGAAUGGUCAAGAGACACGUACAGCCCGGAUGAACACUACUGGGUCACACUGAAUCGUUUGACUGAUGCUCCAGGGGCUACACCCAACGCAGACUGGGAAGGAAACAUUAGAGCCAUUAAGUGGAAGGAUCAAGAAGGAACCAUACACAAAGGCUGCAAAGGUCAUUACAUCAGAGACAUUUGUGUUUACGGACUGGGGGAUUUGCAGUGGAUUAUUGAGUCACCUCAUUUGUUUGCCAACAAAUUUGAGCCUGCAACAUAUCCACUGGUCAUGGAUUGCCUAGAGAGACGUUACAGGCUCCAAGUAUUGCACCAGGCACAAGUCCCAAUCGAAGAUCACUGGCGUUUUCAGGAGGAGAGCUAUUUCAACAUGAAGCUGAAUGUUUGAGCUUAACAAACAUCAAAACAAGUGCUCAGAACACUGGCAGAAACUAUUAACAUUUUUAGCUGUAGACUUCACUCUGUGCGUUGCAGCUUAAGGGGUAAGCACAAUACUGUAAUAGUGAAAUAAACAACUUUUUAUUUAUUACAGUAUAGGGCAACGUUUGCUAAUGGGUUAAUCCUCCAGGAAAACGAUGUAUCUAAAUCUAUAAUUUCCUGAUUCAAGGGGGGAGAUCAUAACACUUGUGAGUGAAUUAUUUAACUGGAAAAAAAUAUAUAUAUAGUCCUCGUGUCUGCAGCCAAAAAAAAAGGACUAACUGGCAUGAAAAUAAUAAAAUUGCUACAAUAACUGAACAAAGACUAAAUAUGAAGAGCAUGAGUUAAAGUCACAUCUAUUGUAUUGUCAAUUCUGUAACAGAUUAUUUUGACUAAUGAAUUCAAUGCUGAAAAUACAGAGAUUGCAGAUAAGCAAGUGACAACCAGUUUCAUACACAGUCCAUUUCACUUUUUUCCCCCCUCCUCUCUCCACUGCCAGACACAUCUCUAAUUUCAUUGUGUAGCAUGGCAACAUCACUCCUGCACUACUCAGCCUUUGUUCCUAAUGAAAAGGCUCCAUGUGCCAAUAACAGCAGUGGAGUUUACCUUUAAAUUGCUUUUUUCUGAGUCUCUGCAGGAGUUCAGGGCAAGGAGACAUGAGAAAUUUGAGGCCAGGGAACAAAGGGAAAAGGAGGUAAAAUCCAUCUUUCAAUCUCAGUGUAUCUGAUGGAAGGAAACAGAUUCCCUGAACCUUACACUAAUGGGAAGCAAUUGGAGAUAAUUCCUAGCAGCAACCAGGGCAAGCAUCUCAUUUCCCAAACCCUCUGCAGAGCAAAUGCAGUACUUGCUGUUCUAUGGUAAGGAAAUGGCUUUCAACACACAAUACAGGCAAAACCAGGGAAUAGGAAUUAAAAAAAACCCAACCAAACAAA